UCAUCUUCGCCUCUCCAUCCCCUUCACCGUCUCUCAGCUCUCUCCACCCAUCCACUCUCCACCAUGUUGUUGUACUCCGACGUUCUUACCGACGAUGAGAUGUUCUCUGAUGCCUUCCCCAUCAAGCUCGUCGACGACAUCGUCUAUGAGGUAGAUUGCCAGCUGACCACCGUCAAGGCCGGUGCCGAUAUCGAUAUCGGCGCCAACCCGUCCGCCGAGGAGCAGGAUGAAGCCCUCGAGGAGGGUGCCACCCAGGUCAACAACGUCGUCUACUCCUUCCGUCUCCAAUCCACCUCCUUCGACAAGAAGUCCUUCCUUACUUACCUCAAGGGCUACAUGAAGGCCGUCAAGACCAAGCUCGCCGAGACGAACCCCGACCGUGUGGAGGCCUUCGAGAAGGGCGCCCAGGCAUUCGCCAAAAAGCUCGUCGCUAACUUCAAGGACUACGAAUUCUACACCGGCGAGUCCAUGAACCCCGAUGGCAUGGUUGCCCUCCUCAACUACCGCGAGGACGGUGUCACCCCCUACUUCACCUUCUGGAAGGAUGGUCUCAAGGAGGUCAAGCUCUAAACUGCUCUUCCCUCCGCUUUUUAGUUGCCGUCCUCCCACCCUACUUUGUGUCACUACCUGUUGUUUUCCGGCCCCUGUUCUUCUUUUCUUUGUCUUUUUGUUUUGGUCUCUACGUGAGUGUAGCUGGGGAAGGUUGUCCGCAAAAGAAGGUGUACCUUGCUGUAUCGAAACCAUCGAAAUGGAUCAUGUUGUUUUCCGCUAGCAAAACAUUGAACACUUUCGCUCAGGUCCG
Messenger RNA from Stereum hirsutum FP-91666 SS1, 802 nucleotides. RefSeq names its product translationally controlled tumor-associated. Gene Ontology annotation, cellular component: cytoplasm. The record is from RefSeq and is a predicted model, not a curated record. NCBI's taxonomy places the organism in Eukaryota, Fungi, Basidiomycota, Agaricomycetes, Russulales, Stereaceae. Gene Ontology annotation, molecular function: calcium ion binding. The transcript has 6 exons. Bases 64 to 570 code for a protein of 168 amino acids.